UCCCAUUAGGCGGCAAACUCACACUUAGCCAAAAACAAUCACAGAUCGCAGUUCAUAUAAGUGUCGUGUUUGUUGUUACUUUUCGUUGUUUUCGUAUGAGAAACCUUGUCAGUUUGUUAGACUGCGUUGCGCCACCACCUCGAUGUGAACUUCUACAGCCCAGGAGACCAUUACUUGACCGAAUUAAGAUCGGGGGAACUCUGACAAAGUUGUCUUCCGCCUCACAAAGAUAGCGCCUGCGUGUGUGUUGGUACCCGAAUAACUGGACAUUCCCAUUUUGCGCAGUUUCCGCUGAAACUGUUAGGAUUGAAAGAAGCGGUGAAUCUCGGUAAUAGGCGCAUCAUGGCACGCGACACCCAAGGAACCCAGGGCACCCAGAGCCAAGCAUCCAAUAUCUGGACCCAAGUGGAGAGCCAGCCCAUGGAGAAGAUCGUCUGGGGGCGCUUAUAUGGCAAGAACAUCAAAAUCAAGUCCCUGGGUACGAGUUCCAAAUACCGCAUAGUUUAUACGCAAUCGUCCUUUUCUGUUGAUCUUAAUAAUGACGAAUUUUCGGCAGGACGUGGAGAGGCGAAUGAUCUGAUCCUGACCCUCAACGACCUGCCAGAGAAAAUAUUAACACGCAUUUCCAAAGUUCAUUUUGUCAUAAAGCGAGCCAAUUGUGAAUUAACAAAUCCAGUUUAUAUUAAGGAUCUCUCACGCAAUGGGACAUUUGUGAACAAUGAAAAAAUUGGAAUAAACAAAAUGCGAAUAUUGAAAAAUGACGACGUUAUUUCCCUUUCCCACCCCACCUACAAGGCCUUUGUGUUCAAAGACCUGAGCCCGAACGAGGCGAUCGGACUACCGGAGGAGAUUACCAAAACGUAUUAUGUCAAUCGCAAGCUGGGAUCAGGGGCGUAUGGAUUGGUGCGCCUGGUGUAUGACACACGUACUUGCCAGCAAUUUGCCAUGAAAAUAGUGAAGAAGAACAUGCUCUCUGGUGCGCGGCCCAGCACUAACUUCAGUGAUCCCGAACGGGUUCUAAAUGAGGCGAAAAUCAUGAAGAAUCUGUCACAUCCGUGCGUGGUUCGCAUGCACGACAUAGUCGACAAGCCGGACUCCGUGUAUAUGGUGCUGGAAUUUAUGCGAGGAGGGGAUUUGCUGAAUCGCAUUAUUAGUAAGAAGUUGUUGAAUGAGGACACAUCCAAGCUUUAUUUUUAUCAAAUGUGCCAUGCAGUAAAGUACCUUCACGACAGGGGCAUCACUCACCGCGACUUGAAGCCAGACAACGUCCUGCUCGAGACGAACGACGAAGAGACCUUGUUAAAGGUCUCCGAUUUCGGGCUGAGCAAAUUCGUGCAGAAGGACUCGGUGAUGCGUACCCUUUGCGGUACCCCGCUUUAUGUGGCCCCCGAGGUUCUCAUAACUGGUGGUCGAGAGGCUUACACCCGGAAAGUAGACAUUUGGAGCUUGGGAGUGGUGCUCUUUACUUGUCUGAGUGGAACUCUGCCGUUUUCGGAUGAAUACGGCACCUCGGCAGCCGAUCAAAUCAAGAAGGGAAAGUUCGCCUACAGACAUCCGGCCUGGAAGGGUGUCUCGCAGCGAGCCAAGCUGCUGAUCAAUCAAAUGCUCAUUGUGGAUCCCGAGCGGCGACCCUCAAUCGAUGAUGUAUUGCAGUGCAACUGGCUACGGGAUGGGCAAAUGCUGCAGAAUGCCAAGAGACUUAUGAAACUAGAGGGUAUGGAGAUCGAAGACGAGGACGAGAACAAUUUCCUAGAGCCUCCCACGAAGAGGUCGCGACGCUAAGGAAGGUUGCGCGAAAAAAUUUUAAUUUUCUGGAAAAAUUAAGUGGAAAUAUUUUUCUGCAACCACCCACUCGACUGUUACAAAGUAUUUUUUUGCGGUUGUUUAUAUUUUUACGUGUUUUUAGUGUAGUUUUUUCACUCGCGCCAGCACCCUCCGGGUGAACUGCAUUUAACCAUUCGAUGGCUUGUUUUCAUUACCAUAUUUUAAGGAUGGAUUUCAUUCCAAUUAUCACGAUACGUUGCCGUUAAUUGUUUAGUAACUAAACUUAUGUUUGUAUGUAAGAAUUCAAUUUGACUUUUCAGCAAAACCACUGAGCUUUUUGAAGUAAAGCAUUAAUUUGAAA
This is a messenger RNA of Drosophila bipectinata, 2125 nucleotides long. RefSeq names its product ovarian-specific serine/threonine-protein kinase loki (gene lok). Gene Ontology annotation, cellular component: nucleus; cytoplasm. The record is from RefSeq and is a predicted model, not a curated record. Lineage: Eukaryota; Metazoa; Arthropoda; Insecta; Diptera; Drosophilidae. Gene Ontology annotation, molecular function: protein binding; protein serine/threonine kinase activity; ATP binding. Gene Ontology annotation, biological process: protein phosphorylation; mitotic DNA damage checkpoint signaling.